Helicoverpa armigera (cotton bollworm) is the source of this 1661-nucleotide messenger RNA. It is a transcript of the gene mEFTu1, whose product is annotated as elongation factor Tu. Lineage: Eukaryota; Metazoa; Arthropoda; Insecta; Lepidoptera; Noctuidae. Gene Ontology annotation, molecular function: translation elongation factor activity; GTP binding; GTPase activity. The transcript has 7 exons. Gene Ontology annotation, biological process: mitochondrial translational elongation. Bases 171 to 1565 code for a protein of 464 amino acids. Gene Ontology annotation, cellular component: mitochondrion. The record is from RefSeq and is a predicted model, not a curated record.
AUGUAGAGGCAAGGCAAAGGCAAGGAAAAUCUGAAAAUUAUCCAUCAAGUUGGAAAAAGAAUUUUCGCUGGUGCCUAGACGUCGUAUAUAUUUGUUAAAACUCUAAAUAGUAAAUCGAGUGACUUGUGUUUCACGAUAGCUGCAGCAUUUGCUGUAGAUCAAAAAUAAGAAUGGCCACCAUAUCAUUCGCUAAAAGUUUGGUUAACCCAGCUGUUAAACUGCUGCUUAAGCAGAACAACUGUUCACAUGUUAGAAGCAACACAGUAUCUGGUUUAACACCAUUGAGUAUUGUGCUUAGGAGGAACUAUGCAGAGAAACAAGUAUUUGAGCGAACAAAACCUCACUGCAAUGUUGGUACUAUUGGACAUGUUGACCAUGGAAAGACCACACUUACAGCAGCUAUCACUAAAGUAUUAGCCGAUGUCAAUUUGGCCCAAAAGAAAGGUUAUGCUGAUAUUGACAAUGCGCCAGAAGAGAAAGCCCGUGGUAUUACUAUCAAUGUUGCUCAUGUUGAGUAUCAAACAGAAUCUAGGCAUUAUGGCCACACAGACUGCCCAGGACAUGCUGAUUAUAUCAAGAACAUGAUCACAGGCACAGCCCAAAUGGAUGGUGCCAUCCUUGUAGUGGCCGCCACAGAUGGUGUGAUGCCCCAGACCAGAGAGCACUUGCUGCUCGCCAAACAGAUUGGCAUCCAACAUGUAGUGGUGUUCAUCAACAAGGUAGAUGCUGCUGAUCAGGAAAUGGUGGAGCUUGUAGAAAUGGAAAUCAGAGAGCUUAUGUCUGAGAUGGGUUAUGAUGGUGAUAAAAUACCUGUCAUUAAAGGAUCAGCAUUGUGUGCCCUAGAGGGUAAGAGCCCUGAAAUUGGCUCUGAAGCCAUCUCGCAGCUUCUGAAGGAAGUCGAUGCUUUCAUCCCAACACCUGUCCGUGAAUUGGACAAGCCAUUCCUCUUGCCUGUGGAGUCUGUACACUCUAUCCCUGGACGUGGUACUGUGGUUACUGGCCGUUUGCACAGAGGUGUUCUAAAGAAGGGAACUGAAUGUGAAAUUGUUGGACACGGCAAGGUCAUGAAGACAACCGUCACAGGUGUAGAAAUGUUCCACAAGACCUUAGAUGAGGCUCAAGCUGGUGACCAGUUAGGGGCUCUGGUUCGUUCAGUCAAAAGGGAACAGAUCAAGCGUGGUAUGGUCAUGGCUAAGCCUGGUACUGUUAAAGCACACGACAAUGUUGAAGCUGCUGUGUACAUCUUGAGCAAGGAAGAGGGAGGUCGCUCAAAGCCAUUUACAUCAUUCAUCCAAUUGCAAAUGUUCUCUAUGACUUGGGACUGUGCCACACAAGUUGUUAUUCCUGAGAAAGAAAUGGUGAUGCCUGGUGAAGAUGCUACGUUGCGCUUGCGACUUUUGAAGCCCAUGGUUUGUGAAACUGGUCAAAGAUUUACUCUGCGUUUGGGAGACAUAACCCUUGGAACUGGUGUUAUUACCAAAAUCAACAGCAACUUGUCUGAGGAAGACAGGCUGAAGCUUUUGGAAGGCAAGAAGGCACGAGAAAAGGCUGCUUCCAAGAAGUAAAUUUCGUUAGAUUUAAAAUAUUAAGCUUAGGACUGUAGUUCAAAUUAUUAUUGUAUGCAUUUACCAAUGUAAAGUUCAAUAAACUGUUAAAAUCUA